Messenger RNA from Lates calcarifer (barramundi perch), 1795 nucleotides. RefSeq names its product parapinopsin a (gene parapinopsina). Bases 330 to 1373 code for a protein of 347 amino acids. Gene Ontology annotation, biological process: G protein-coupled receptor signaling pathway; visual perception. Gene Ontology annotation, molecular function: G protein-coupled receptor activity. Gene Ontology annotation, cellular component: photoreceptor outer segment; membrane. Lineage: Eukaryota; Metazoa; Chordata; Actinopteri; Centropomidae. The transcript is spliced from 6 exons. The record is from RefSeq and is a predicted model, not a curated record.
AUGUUGGCUGGACUGUUUACCGCCGGUGAGCAGCCGGUUAGAAGAGAAGAGCCUCGGAGCUGCAGCAGACCCUCGCCUUUACCGCCCUCCGGUGGCCGGGAGGAGGCUGCAGCAGAGCAACAGACAUGCAGCAUCUGUAGAGAAGCAGGCCUGCUGGUUAUCACUUGUUUUAUAUCUUUGUAAAGCUGCUGUUUUGACCUGUGGACAUUUUGGACCUGAGUUGGAUUUUUUAAAACUGUUGAUGGACCCUUGACACUUUAUUUUCCUACCAGGAAGCAGUUUGGGGCAUCACUUCCAUCAGUCCCUCACCUAAUCUACACCAAGCUAAAAUGGAGCCUGUCGCCCUCAAAGGAAACUCCUCAUCAUCUCACAGCUCAGUCAACGCAGAGCUCCUGUCUCGGACCGGCUACACAACAUUGGCCGUUAUCAUGGGUGUGUUUUCUGCGGCGGGGAUCAUCCUUAAUGUCCUGGUGAUUAUGGUGACAGUGAGGCACAGACAGCUAAGGCAGCCGCUCAGCUACGCCCUGGUUAACCUGGCCGUAUGUGACCUGGGCUGUGCUUUGUUGGGAGGUGUGCCUACCACAGUGACCAGUGCCAUGGGAUACUUCAGCCUGGGACGUGUGGGCUGUGUGUUAGAGGGCUUUGCAGUUUCCUUUUUUGGUAUAGCAAGUCUGUGUACAAUAGGAGUCAUUUCUGUUGAACGCUACAUAGUGGUGUGUUAUCCCAUGGGCGCUGUCUUGUUCCAGACCAGACAUGCAGUUGCUGGAGUGGUGCUGUCCUGGGUGUGGUCAUUUGUGUGGAACACUCCACCUCUGUUUGGUUGGGGAAGUUAUGAGCUGGAGGGGGUGAAGACUUCCUGUGCCCCUAACUGGUAUAACCGGGAUCCUGGGAACAUGUCCUACAUCAUCAUAUACUUCUUCCUCUGCUUUGCUGUGCCCUUCUCCAUCAUCAUGGCGUCCUACUCACGACUCUUGUGGACCCUUCGUCAGGUGACCAAACUGCAAGUAUCUGAGGCCUGCAGCACAAAUCGUGUGGAGGUGCAGGUGGCACGUAUGGUCGUGGUGAUGGUGUUGGCCUUCCUCAUCACCUGGCUGCCAUAUGCUGCCAUGGCCCUUGCUGUCAUCAUAGACUCCAGUCUAUAUAUUGACCCCGUUAUUGCUACCAUACCUGUUUAUUUGGCAAAAAGCAGCACUGUCUACAACCCCAUCAUAUAUGUUUUUAUGAACAGACAGUUUCGAGGAUAUGCUGUUCCUACUGUCUUGUGCGGAUGGAACCCGUGGGCUUCAGACCCACAAAUGUCUGAGGGUGAGACCACUGUUGCCACUCUCAGCAAGAGCCAAAGAGUCUCACCUAAACAAUCUUUAAAAGAAUAAAAGUGUGUAUUAAUGCCCAUGGCCUCGUGUCUGAGGCAGCCCAAAAUCAUAUGAACUACUUUAGACCAGUAGCCAGUCUUCUCUGCACUUCACCACAAGGAAAGAUUAAUUUUACACUUAAAAAUAUCAAUCUGAGACUGAUUUGGACACCAGAAACGGUGGAUGCUAUAAAUUCUGCACGACAACAUUUCACAAAACACAACAAUACUUCACACACACAAAACACAAAUUUUACAAAACACUAAAAUAGGUGUGUUUGAGAUCGACUUCGGCUGACUUUGCCUGACUUGAUGGUCGACCUGAACUGCUGGUGACUGCUGGGGUGGAUAAGAAGACUGCAGUGAAGUCAGUGAGUCAGUGUGACUGAGCUCACAACAAUGGCUGAUCUCAUGAUGUUUGCCUUUUACCAGCUGUUCACACAA